Molecule: messenger RNA, 1095 nt
Organism: Frankliniella occidentalis (western flower thrips)
Lineage: Eukaryota; Metazoa; Arthropoda; Insecta; Thysanoptera; Thripidae
Source: RefSeq, a predicted model, not a curated record
CCCGCAGUCCCGUUACAGGUGGGGCUGCUCCGCCAGCUCGCCGGCGCGCUCCGCCGUAGGCCCACCUCGCGUCGCGCCGUGCGUUCAGUCGGUUCAGUCAUAGCGAGGCCCUUGCCGGUGUGUGAAGUUUGUGUUGCGUUCCGGAGCCGUGCACACCGUGUGGCCGGUCCUUAUCGCGGUGAAGAUGCGUGUCGACGUGGUGGUGCUGGUCGCGCUGGUCGCGGGGUGCGCGGCGCACGACGCCGAGGAGGGCAGCCCGCUGCUGGACGCGGCCCGCCAGAUGCUGCAGGACUCCCUGGACAGCCGCGGGGGCGGCGCGGGCGCGGGCCAGGGCCUCGGGGCCGUUGGUGGGCUCCUGCAGAGCUUCAUGCAGUCUGACGGCGGCCGCCAGCUCGGGGACAUGCUGCUCGGGGGCGGCGCGGGGGCGGGAGGCAGCCCCGCGGCCGACAUCCUGUCCGGCCUGGGCUCGCUCAUCGGCGGCGGCAAGGGCGGCGGCGGCGGCCUGGACCCGGCCAUCAUUGGCCACAUGAUGGACAUCUUCACGAAGUCCGGCGACGACGACAACGCCGAGGACAACGACGUUGACGUCAACAACAACGACGUGGGUGGGAAGCGCAGCGGCCAGGACGGCGCUGUCGACUGGGGUGCGCUCCUCGGCGCCGCGUCGUCCCUCGUCGGCUCCCAGGGCGGCGCCGCGGACCAGAUCAUGAGCGUGCUGCCCGCCCUGAUGCAAGGCCUGGGCGCGGCCGGCCACAGCCACCACGAGGACGACGUCAUUCCCGAGAACGAGCAGGACGCGCACCGCGGCCACCACGUCCACAGCCACAAGUCCAACAUGCUGCCCCCCUUCCUGGACAAGUUGUACGACAUGUGGGAGCACUUCUCCGAGUCCGACCUCGGCCGCACCCUGUGGCACACCUCCGGGCUCGACGCGCUGCUCAAGCUCUUCACGGACCCCAAGACGGGCCGCUUCCAGACGGAGCGCAUCUUCGCCUCGCUGGAGAACGCCUCCUUCCGCCGUCGCUGGAUCAAGUCCGUGUCCAGCUUCGUUGCCGAGUGGGCUAAGCGAGUCGCCGACCCCGCCACGCAGACCAG